This is a messenger RNA of Oryza sativa Japonica Group (Japanese rice), 1798 nucleotides long. RefSeq names its product UDP-glycosyltransferase 71K1. Lineage: Eukaryota; Viridiplantae; Streptophyta; Magnoliopsida; Poales; Poaceae. The record is from RefSeq and is a predicted model, not a curated record. Gene Ontology annotation, molecular function: UDP-glycosyltransferase activity.
UUUAGUGGCAGUCUUAUAAUAACGAUUCAAAAUAGUGGCAAAUUUGCAAUUGCCCGUUCUUUUAUACGCAGAGACUCCGAGAGUCAGUGCAAGCAAGCAGGAGCUCGUCACUGUCAAUUGACAAAAUUCAGUAGCAAAUCCUACUCUGUCUGCAUCAAUGGCUGGCCCAACCAUCGUCCUCCUCCCGGCCUGGGGAUCCGGCCACUUCAUGUCCGCGCUGGAAGCCGGCAAGCGGCUGCUCGUCGCCGGCGGGGGCGCCGUCUCCCUCACCGUGCUCGUCAUGCAGGCGCCGACGGAGAUAGAGGCGUCGGUGGUCGAGGCCCACGUGCGCCGGGAGGCGGCUUCCGGGCUCGACGUCACCUUCCGGCGGCUCCCCGCCGUCGAGCACCCCACCGGCUGCGAGGCGACCGAGGAGUUCAUGUCCCGGUACGUCGAGCGCCACGCGCACCACGUCAAGGCGGCCAUCGCCGGCUUGGCGUCCCCCGUGGCCGCGGUCGUCGUGGACCUCUUCUUCACGCCCCUGCUCGACGCGGCGCACGAGCUCUCGCUCCCGGCGUACGUGUACUUCGCCUCCACCGCCGCGUUCCUCGCGCUCAUGCUGCGGCUGCCGGAGCUCCGGGACGACCUGACCGUCGGGUUCGACGGCAUGGAGGGAACCGUGGACGUGCCCGGGCUGCCGCCGGUGCCGCCGUCGUACAUGCCGGUGUGCCUCGUGAGCAAGACGGUGAAGAACUACGACUGGUUCGAGUACCACGGCCGCCGCUUCACGGAGGCGAAGGGCAUCAUCGUGAACUCCUCCGUUGAGCUCGAGGGCGCGGUCCUCGCCGCGAUCGCGGACGGCCGCCGCCCCGCUCCGGCGAUCCACGCGAUCGGGCCGGUGAUCUGGUUCGACGCCACGCUGCCGCCCGAGCAGCCGCACGAGUGCGUGCGGUGGCUCGACGCGCAGCCGGCGGCGUCGGUGGUGUUCCUCUGCUUCGGGAGCAUCGGCUUCCUCGACGCGGCGCAGGUGAGGGAGCUCGCCGCGGGCCUGGAGCGCAGCGGCCACCGCUUCCUGUGGGUCCUGCGCGGCGCGCCCGCCGGCGGCGUGCGGUACCCGACGGACGCGGACCCGGGCGAGCUGCUCCCGGAGGGGUUCCUGGAGGCGACCGCCGGGAGAGGGAUGGUGUGGCCGAGGUGGGCGCCGCAGAAGGACAUCCUGGGACACGCCGCCGUGGGCGGGUUCGUGACGCACUGCGGCUGGAACUCGGUGCUGGAGAGCCUGUGGUUCGGCGUGCCGAUGGCGACAUGGCCGCUCUACGGCGAGCAGCACCUCAACGCGUUCGAGGCCGUGGCCUCCAUGGGCGUCGCGGUCGAGCUGAGGAGGACGACGGCGAAGGACGGCGACGCGGCGAGAUCGCUCGUGGAGGCGGCGGAGGUGGAGCGCGCGGUGAGGAGGCUGAUGGCGCCGCAGGGCGGCGGGUCGUCGGAGGCGAGGGAGAAGGCCGCGGAGGUGAGCGCGGCGUGCAGGAAGGCCGUGGAGGAGGGCGGGUCGUCGCACGCGGCGCUGCAACGGCUCGUGCGUGAGAUCGUUCGUGUCGUGGCAGGCCACACUAGGCCGGAAUAGCUGGCUGGUUGCGGUUGGUUGGCCCAUCUCACACGGUACUCGGCCCAGUCUAGACGAGAAAAUUAUACUAGAAACCAAGACGUCAACCACGUGAUGCGGCUUAAGGGUGUGUUUGAUUCGUGGUAGGGUAUAGCCAUCCCUACCCCUAUGAGCAAAUCCUGGAGAGAUUGAAGUCACCACAGACGUUUCGCUGUC